AUGCAGUCGCAGUCGACAGGGCUGCGCGUCGGGUCGGCGCUGGGCAAGGGGACCGCAGUCCAUCGUGUGAGCAGCGGCCGCAAUAUCUCUUGCAGCGUUAGCGUGACUGAUAAGGCGUCAGCCUUUACAACGAUGAAAACAACUGUCAUUGAACGUCCAGCGCUUGUGGAAGUACUUGCGCCUUCGGCCCUAAACCAAGCCAUCAGGGAAGGGCAUUACGAGGCAGCUCUGGUGAAUUUGCAAGCAAGCAAGGCUGACGCAGGACAGGCGAGCAUCGCAUCGGUACUCCAGCCGGCCGAUUCCUCGACCACCGCCGAUGUCACCAUCGUUGGUGCUGGACCAGCUGGCCUUUACUUGGCUGCCGAGCUGGCGCGACGCGGCCUCACCGUUAACGUCCUAGGCCUGGAUGUCCCAAUCGUCAACAAUUAUGGCGUGUGGACUGACGAGUUCCAGGCACUGGGUCUGGAACACACACUCGAGUGUUCGUGGCCGGACGCCGUGUGCUACUUCGGGGAGGGGAAGGAGGUGCGUGUGGGUCGGGGUUACGGCCGAGUGAGCCGCCGCAAGCUGCGGUCUCAUCUGCUGGAGGUUUGCGAGGCGGCUGGGGUGCGAUUCAGCAGCGCCGAAGUGGCGGACAUCCAGGUGGUGGAGGCCGGCAAGGUGACGCAGCUCACCACCAAGGACGGCACCGUGUACCGUAGCAGGUUGACCACGUUGGCCGCGGGGGCGGCUGGCGGCAAGUUCCUGCGGUACGAAGACGAUGCGCCCAUCGUGGCGGCGCAGACGGCGUACGGCAUCGAGGCGGAGGUGGAGGGAUAUGACGGCGCCUACCCGUCGGAUCUAAUGCUCUUCAUGGACUUCCGGCGGCACCACACGGGACUGUACGACGCGACAGCGCCCAAUGUUCAGGCUGGCAAGCACCCCAAUGCGGGCGACGGUCUGUGGGGCAGCUCCGACGAGUGCCCCUCCUUCCUGUACGCCAUGCCCCUGGGGGGCAAUCGGGUGUUUUUGGAGGAGACGUGCUUGGUGGCCAAACCCGCACUGCCAUUUGCGGUUCUUAAACGGCGACUCACCAGGCGGCUGAAGGCCAUGGGCAUCUCAGUGACCAAGAUACACGAGGAGGAGUGGAGCUACAUCCCCGUGGGUGGGCCCCUGCCGCUGGCCAGUCAGUCCGUUACGGCCUUUGGUGCUGCCGCUAAUCUGGUGCACCCCGCUACGGGGUUCAGCGUGUCGAGGUCCUUCCGGGAAGCCCCCCUGGUGGCGGAGGAGAUUGCGGCGGCGCUGGGCGCGGGACUGGGUGUGGCAGAGGCCAGCAAGCGAGUGUGGGACAAGUUAUGGCCGCUGGAGAAGCGUACGCAGGCUAGCUUCCAUGUCUUUGGCAUGGAGCUGCUGGCGACCCUGGACUUGGCUGCCACGAAUGACUUCUUCAACACCUUCUUCCAGUUGCCCGCUUACUUUUGGCGCGGCUUCCUGGCCUCCACUCUUUCCUCUGGUCAGCUGAUCGCGUUCGCACUGGUCGUGUUCACUCUGGCGCCUCUGUCCAUCAAAUACAAGCUCAUCGAGCACCUAGUCACAGAUCCCGCCGGCGGCUACCUCAUCCGCGCGUAUAAGGCCCAGUGGGACGCGGCUCAGGAAGCCAACUCCGCAGCCACCGCGGUCGCCUCGGUGCUCAUUGGCACAGAGCUCAUGGCGCACGCGGCGCUGCAGGCGCUGGCGGACAAGGCCUGA
This is a messenger RNA of Volvox carteri f. nagariensis, 1728 nucleotides long. RefSeq lists its product as uncharacterized. NCBI's taxonomy places the organism in Eukaryota, Viridiplantae, Chlorophyta, Chlorophyceae, Chlamydomonadales, Volvocaceae. The transcript has 9 exons. The coding region runs from base 1 to 1728 and encodes 575 amino acids. Gene Ontology annotation, molecular function: oxidoreductase activity, acting on paired donors, with incorporation or reduction of molecular oxygen. The record is from RefSeq and is a predicted model, not a curated record. Gene Ontology annotation, biological process: carotenoid biosynthetic process.